Molecule: messenger RNA, 2507 nt
Organism: Dalotia coriaria
Lineage: Eukaryota; Metazoa; Arthropoda; Insecta; Coleoptera; Staphylinidae
Source: RefSeq, a predicted model, not a curated record
UAUUAUCUCAUUAUGCAAACAAAACUUCAACCUAAACCCAGAGCGGCAAUAAUUUUGCGUCUUCUCGCAUUUUUGCUCUUGGCAAUUGCCAUGUCAGACGCUGCUCGCGAUCUGUUGGCGACAGAAACCAAACGAGCGUUCCUAAGCGAUUUCUUAGCCGCGGACAAUCCCAAUCCUCUAACUCACAACUGGAACAUCAACAGAUAUUAUACUCUGCUCAUGGAGUGUUGGCCACGGGCCGCCGUUAAGAAUUUAAUCGCCGCAAAUCAUCGAAUAUUUUUCCGUCAUUUAGAACUGAAAAAUAAUGACGAAUUAAAAACCGCACCGGAUAAAUUCAAUAAUUACGAGAUUAUUGAUUUCGACUGUCCGCAAAGUUGGGACGUGUUAUCGACUCAAGUUUGGGACGAUCACAUUCCCCCUGUGCGGUGGAUGGGAUUCUUCAAACAGAUUUUAAUCCUCGUCGACGCGGGCAAUUUCGCCGAGUUGGGGCGAGUUUUAAUGAAUCCAAAUGGCAGAAUUAAAGUGAGCGUCAUGAGUCGAGUGAUAAUUGCCAGACGCAUUCAUUCAGAGAGAUAUCAACUUUAUCAGGUUUAUCGGAUAUCCAAAGACAGACCAUUGGUCUAUGAAGAUUUCGGUUACUGGAGUAUCAAUGAAGGUCUUAUAUUGACCAAACAAAAAGGGGAGAUUACCACAAGAAGAAGGAAUCUUCAAGGAUUGUUUUUUGUCAUUUCAUGUACACUAGAAAAUCCGGAAACAAUAAACUACUACAACACAACAAAACAUCCACAAACUGAUACAGUGAUAAAACAAUCUUAUGCCAUGUUCUCAAAUCUGGUUGAUAUCGUUAAUAUGACCUAUGCCAAUGUAUUCCACAAUACUUUUGGGUAUUAUAACGCUACAUCUAAGAAAUGGAACGGUCAUACUGAAUCUUUAAGAAUUGGUACAUCAAAUUACAGCGCAUCACCUUUAGUUGUAAUAAGGGAAAGAGUACCUUUCAUAGAUUUCGUCAUUCAAAUCUCCCAAAAAAUCACUGUAAAAUUCAUCUUUAAAAGUCCUCCGACAUCUUAUGUUAAAGACAUCUUCAAUAUUGCUUUCCACUGUAACGUGUGGUACGCCCUGCUUGGAAUGUCUCUCUUAUACUGUAUAUUUAUUGGUUAUCUACUCAAUAUCGAGAAAAAAGUAUUAAAUAAUUAUACAGCUAAUGCCAACGAUGGAUUCCUGAUAACUCUAGAAUCCAUCACUCAACAAGGAUCUGUAGUAACAACUAAAUCUAUAUCCGGUGAAAUACUCAUCGUAAUAUUAUCAUUAGCAUGCAUGUUCUUCUACACUGCAUAUUCUACAAAUAUAGUGAGUCUCCUACAAAGCACGACUAGUAUCAAAACAGUUAAAGAACUAUUAGACAGUCCAUUUGAAGUUGGAGCCGAAGACACCAUCUACAUCAAAUAUUUCAUGAGAAUUGAUACUGAUCCAGUAAGAAAAGCGCUGUAUGAUACCAAAGUGACUGAACAUGUUCCUGAAGAAAAAGAAGGUCUCGAUAGAGUGCGUCAAGGUGGAUAUGCAUUUCACAUUGAUAAGAAUCCUGCGUAUUAUUAUAUUCUGCGUUAUUUUGAUAUCACCGAGGUUUGCUCCCUGCAACGCAUAGAAGCAUUGUAUCUACCCACGCAUUUGAUAUACAUUCCAAUGAUAAAAGCGUCACCAUAUAAGAAGAUCAAAAAAGUCGGAGCAUUUCGAAUAUUAGAAACAGGAUUACAUCAACGUCAUGUAUUACUCUUUGAACAAGAACCUAAAUGUUCAGGGAUUGCACCCACGUUCAAAAUGAUUGAGUUGGUUGAUGUAGAGACUGCUUUUGUGAUAUUUUUAUCCGGAGUAUGUUUGACCAUGUGGGUUCUGGCUAUGGAAAUUGUUUAUUAUCGUAAAAUAGCUUUGAAAGCAAAAAUUCACAAAGGAAAAAAAGUAAUACCUUCUGCUUGACUAUAGUAUAUCAUACUAUAUAUAGACUUACCGUUUAUAGUAAAUAAAAGUAGGCAGCAACAAAAGAAGAAGACACUUUCUCGCGUGACGUUCUCAAAUCGUAGAAGAUGCGUCACGCAGCUUCUUUUAUGGUGUGUCAUUUCGUUUACUUGACUUUAGGAGGAGUCCAGAUAACCAAUUUUUCUUUGUUUUUUUAUUGUUUUUAAAUUUUUAUAUUACUAUUACUAUACUAAUCCACUUUGUCAACUUUUCACUUUUUAAGCAGCGCCUUGGGUUAAUGUCUAACACUAUUAUUGCUAUUUAUAGCCAAUAACCGGUCAAUUAAUACCGCGCACGAUUGAUUAAUUCAGCGCGGCUUAAACCAUGGAGAAUUAGAAGUUCACUACAGUUCGCACAUGUGGUGAAAGCGCACGAUUCACUGCACGAACAAAAACUAUAAGAAUAAAAACAACCAACUGCUCUUUGUAAUAUUUUAAUAUUUUAGGUAUUUCCGUUUGAUUAUUAUUGAGUAGAUUAUUAUAAUUAAGUUUAAUAUU